GCUGUGUGUGGCAAGAAACAGAGCUUUGUCUGAUACGGGGACAAGAAAGUGCUCGACCAUGAUGGUAUAAGAGUUCUAGAAUAGAGCUACUCAGCAGCGUUUUAUCAUUUCAUCUUUCUGCAUCAGCUUUCCUCCACGUUCAUAAAUUAAAUGGUAUAUAAAAUGCUGGUGUGCUUUUGAGCUAUCUUUGCUGUGCAUUGAAGACGCAAGCCUGUUCGCUCCGCUUCUUUUUCAGUAGUUCUUCAUCAUGAUCAAGCUGGCAAAAGCAUUUUUGUUGAGAAAUGGCUCGUACGAAAAGAAGAUUACUCAGAAUAAGAGCAAAAACCCAGAGAAAAAUGCCACCUUCCUCAGUCGGAUGACUUACUGGUGGUUUAACAGGGUUAUUAUUCUAGGUUACAAGAGGCCCUUGCAGAGGGAAGAUCUCUUUGAUCUGCCUGAAAAUGACUCAUCAUACUCUGUGUGUUCUGCCUUUGAGAAACACUGGAGAGCAGAGGCCCAUCGAUCUGACCAGAUUGGUGAAGAAGAGGAGGAAAAUCUCAAGGGCAAGGUCCCCAGCAGGCUGUCGUUGCUGCGGGCUCUCUGGCAAACAUUUCGGACUCCUCUCAUUUCCAUUGCUCUCCUGAAAGUGCUUGCUGAUGUAUUGGUGUUCUUAAGUCCUCAGAUACUGCGGCUUAUAAUUGCCUUCUGUGAAAACCAGCCACUGUUCGACUGGAAUGGACCUACCUAUGCAGUCAUGCUUUUUGCAGCAACUGCUUCUCACACUGUUAUCCUGCAGGUGUAUCACCGCAACAAUAUGCUGACUGCAGCCAAGAUAAAGGCAGCAGUGACUGGGAUAGUGUACAGGAAGGCUUUAAAUCUGGCAAAUGUCUCUCGACGCCGGUUCACAGUGGGUGAAGUGGUGAACUUUAUGUCAAUGGAUGCCCAGCAGUUCAUGGACCUGGCACAGAACCUCAACCUGUUGUGGUCAGGCCCCUUUCAGGUGCUGCUGGCGGUCUACUUCCUGUGGCAGGAGCUUGGCCCAUCGGUUCUCGCCGGUGUGGCUGUGCUGCUGCUUGUCAUCCCGCUGAAUGCUGUGGUAGCGUCCAGGGUCAAACACCUAAAGAAAACCCAGAUGAAAACCAAGGAUCAGCGGGUGAAGUUGCUGAAUGAAAUCCUGCAUGGAAUUAAGAUCCUGAAGCUCUAUUCCUGGGAGCCCUUCUUUCAGGAGAAAGUAGGGGAAAUUCGGGAAGGCGAGAUUGAAGUGCUGCGGUCAUCUGGGUAUCUGACUGCAUUUUCCAUGCUGACCCUGACAUGUGUGCCUUUUCUGGUCUCCUUGGCAACCUUUGGUGUCUUUCUCUUAGUUGAUGAUGAUAAUGUUUUAACAGCAUCCAGAGUGUUCACAUCUAUCACCCUUUUUAACAUUUUACGUCUUCCUCUUUUUGACUUGCCUACAGUCAUAUCUGUUGUUGUUCAGAUGAAAGUAUCACUAGGUCGCUUGGAAACCUUCCUCAACAGUGAAGAGUUGAAUCCUGGAAAUGUUCAGACAUCUGAAUCUGGUGACCUUGCUGUAGGAUUUACCAAUGCUUCCUUCCGUUGGGAUAAGACUGAACCUGUAGUGUUGAAAGAUCUGAACAUGAGAAUUGUAGAUGGAUCUCUCGUUGCUGUGGUGGGGCAAGUGGGUGCUGGAAAGUCCUCUUUCCUGUCAUCCAUCCUUGGAGAGCUAGAGAAGGUGGAUGGUGUCGUCCAGAGGAAGGAGUCUGUGGCCUAUGUGUCUCAGCAGGCCUGGAUUCAGAAUGCAACUCUGCAAGACAACAUUCUGUUUGGCUGUGAAAUGAACAGGGUCCAUUAUGAGUUGGUGUUGGAGGCAUGUUGCCUGUUUGCUGACAUGGAGCAGCUCCCUGAUGGGGACCAAACGGAAAUUGGAGAACGUGGAGUGAACCUGAGUGGUGGACAGAAGCAGAGAGUGAGUCUUGCAAGGGCCGUGUACAGUGAUGCCGACAUCUUCUUGCUGGAUGACCCCCUCUCGGCUGUUGAUGUGCAUGUUGGCCAGCAGUUGCUUAACAGAGUUAUUGGACCCACAGGUCUCUUAAAGAACAAAACACGCGUGUUGGUGACUCACAACACCACAGUUCUACCGCUUGCAGACCAGAUUGUGGUAAUGGAAAAUGGGAAAAUCACUGAAAUUGGCUCUUACCAGAGCCUAUUGUCUAGUAAGCAAAAGGCUGCAGAGUUCCUGCAGUCAUAUUGCCAUGUUCCUGAAGGCCAGAGAAGACACAGUCCAGAGAAAAUGAAGAAGCAGCAGGUUGGCCCAGUCUUUAGGGAAAUGUCAGAUGGGCAUCUUCAUCAAACCCCUGCUCAAUGUUUGAUGAAAAAAGAAGUUGUUGCAACAGGAAAUGUGAAAAGAUCAGUUAUUAUAAAGUACCUGCAGUCAUUUGGGUGGUUCUGGGUUCUGUUGACUGUUGGUGCCUACAUGGGUCAGAACCUGGUGUCUGUGGGUCAGAACUGGCUGCUGAGCACCUGGACCACUGAGGCUAAGCAGGUGCAGGACCAAAGUGAAUGGAAAAAGCUGCGAGACUCACGAUUGUUCCUCUACGGACUAAUGGGCCUUAUACAAGCCCUGCUGGUUUGCUCUGGAGCCUAUGUCCUGACCAGAGGGACACUGGCAGCAUCUCGUAAACUGCACUUUCAGAUGCUGAACAGCAUUCUACACCAGUCUCUUCAGUUCUUUGACAUGACUCCAAUUGGCCAGGUCAUCAACAGGUUUACUAAGGAUAUGUAUGUGAUUGAUGAACGAUUCCAUUACUAUCUGCGCACCUGGCUGAACUGCAUGUUGGAUGUUUUGGGGACAAUUCUCAUUAUCACAGCUGUCACCCCAGCUUUUCUUCUGGUUGUUGUCCCUCUGGCACUCAUCUACCUCGCUGUACAGAGGUAUUACAUUGCAAGCUCAAGACAGAUCCGGCGACUGGAUGGUGCCUCCCGUUCUCCCAUUAUCUCCCACUUCACAGAAACUGUCCUCGGAGUUACCACAAUAAGAGCCUUUGGUUAUCAGGGGAGAUUCAUCAAUCAGAACCGGCAAACCAUCAAUGAGAACCUAUUGUGCUACUAUAACAAUGUAAUUUCUAACAGGUGGUUAGCAAUGAGGCUUGACUUUGUGGGAAAUCUGAUGGUGUUCUUUGCUGCACUGUUCAUGGUUCAGAGUAGAAACAACAUGGAUGCUGCCACAGUGGGCUUGGUCUUGUCCUAUGCAUUAAAUGUGACAGCAACACUUAACUUCUGGGUCCGUAAAGCCUGUGAAAUAGAGACCAAUGCUGUUGCUAUUGAGAGAGUCUGUGAAUACGAGGAAAUGGAGAAAGAGGCCCCCUGGAUUCUUCCUAACAGACCACCUCAGAAAUGGCCCGAACAGGGGAUUGUCCAGUUUGUUAACUAUGAGGCUCGUUACAGAAAGGACCUGCAGCCAACUCUAAGGGAUGUGACAUUUCAGACUUUCAUGAGGGAGAAGGUUGGGAUUGUUGGACGGACAGGUGCAGGAAAGUCGACCUUAAGCAGCUGCCUCUUCAGGAUUAUAGAAGGAUGCAAGGGCAUGAUCCUCAUUGAUGAAGUGGACAUAGCCAGUAUUGGACUGCAUGACUUGCGAGGGAAACUCAACAUCAUUCCUCAGGGUGCUGGUUUUGGAUGGGGGUAGGGUCAUGGAGUUCGACUCUCCUAGUAGCCUUAUCCAGCAGAGGGGAUUGUUCUUCCACAUGGCCACUGAAGCGGGAAUUAUCCAUA
Molecule: messenger RNA, 3747 nt
Organism: Lepisosteus oculatus (spotted gar)
Lineage: Eukaryota; Metazoa; Chordata; Actinopteri; Semionotiformes; Lepisosteidae
Source: RefSeq, a predicted model, not a curated record